UCCAAGCAACACCACCUAGUAUUAGAUCUUUCAGCGAAGAUGAAGGUUGUGAACAAGUUCAGUAUACAUCUGAAGUCUUAGUAUUAGUACCUCAUCUCAAAAAAUGCCUUUCUACUAUCAAUGAAUUAGCCGUUUAUCCGGAUGAUCCUGAUUGUCGAAAUUCCUAUUUUCCUGAGGUACGUACCAUUUAUUAUAAAUUAUAUCAAGCAGGAUUCUUAAUUCCAGCGGGAUAUUGCAUUAAUGCUUGUAUUGGUGGCCAUGCUACUGGCGGUGAA
Molecule: messenger RNA, 275 nt
Organism: Dentiscutata erythropus
Lineage: Eukaryota; Fungi; Glomeromycota; Glomeromycetes; Diversisporales; Gigasporaceae
Source: the annotation of a GenBank genome assembly